This is a messenger RNA of Diplodia corticola, 1059 nucleotides long. Its product is annotated as inositol monophosphatase. Gene Ontology annotation, molecular function: inositol monophosphate 1-phosphatase activity. Bases 1 to 1059 code for a protein of 352 amino acids. Lineage: Eukaryota; Fungi; Ascomycota; Dothideomycetes; Botryosphaeriales; Botryosphaeriaceae. Gene Ontology annotation, biological process: signal transduction; phosphatidylinositol phosphate biosynthetic process; inositol metabolic process. The record is from RefSeq and is a predicted model, not a curated record. The transcript has a single exon.
AUGUCGUACAGCACCGAUCAGUCCAGAGCUCCCAGUGGCAUCGAAUCGCCGGCUUCACCGUACCCGCAGGCCGGCCAGGGUACUCCAUUUACCAGCCCCGAUGGGUCUGUCUUUGAUUUGGGUGACGUCGAUGAGCAUCUUCUGGCUUCGUUGUGCGGCGGAGUUGCGCUGGAGGACACCCAAGAGACCUUGGUCCAAAUUGCGCGCCGCUGUGGAGAGAUAAUCCUCGCUGCCGACCCCACCGCCGACGCCUCCGACACCAAGAACAACUCCAGCGAUCGCGUCACCGAGACGGACAAGCAGGUCGAGGAGAUAGUCCACCAGGCCGUUCGCACCAAAUACCCCAACUUCAAGUUUCUCGGCGAAGAGACUUUCAAGGAGGGCACCAAGCUGACGGACGCGCCCACCAUUGUCGCCGACCCGAUUGACGGCACUCUGAACUUCAUCCACGGGUUUCCGAACGUCUCAAUUUCCCUCGCUUUGACCGUCGGCCGCAAGCCCGUGGUUGGCGUUGUAUAUAACCCCUUCCGCAACGACCUGUUCACUGCCAUCAAGGGAAAAGGCGCCUUUCUGACCCGCCACGACGGCCGUCGAAUCCCCCUCCCUGGCAAGCGCAACCCUCCUCCGAUCGACUCCCUCAAUGAUUGCCUUGUUGCCAUUGAGUGGGGCAACCAACGCAGCGGACCUAACUGGGACAUUCGCACCUCUGUCCACAAGAAACUUCUCUCUUCAAAGGACGCGGGCGGCGCUAUGGUUCACAGCGUCCGGAGCUCUGGAUCCGCGGCUCUCGACUUCUGCUACGUCGCUGCUGGCUGGAUGGACGUCUUCUGGGAGGGUGGCGUCUGGAUCUGGGAUAUCUGCGCUGGCUGGAUCAUCCUUCAGGAGGCCGGUGGCCUCAUCGCCAGUGCCAACCCGGGCUGCUGGGAUCCGGAGCUAGAGGGCCGUUGCUACCUCGCAGUCAGGGCCGCCCCGGAACGCGAUGGGCAGAAGAGAGUUGUCGAGGAGCUGUGGAGUCUGAUGGACGGCCGCAGUUUUGCUUACCCCGUCGCAAAGAAGUGA